Molecule: messenger RNA, 2299 nt
Organism: Saccostrea cuccullata (small rock oyster)
Lineage: Eukaryota; Metazoa; Mollusca; Bivalvia; Ostreida; Ostreidae
Product: RAB6A-GEF complex partner protein 2-like
Exons: 9
Coding region: 81-1238 (385 amino acids)
Biological process (GO): retrograde transport, endosome to Golgi
Cellular component (GO): Golgi membrane; Ric1-Rgp1 guanyl-nucleotide exchange factor complex
Source: RefSeq, a predicted model, not a curated record
GGUUUUACCACCUCCCGUUAUUCGGACGUAAAUAAAAACAUACCGAGCCCGACACUGGUGACAUAGAUAAACAACUUAAAAUGAUAGAAGUGUCUGGAUUUCUUCCGAGAGGAAAUGUCUAUUUGGCAGGAGAGACCGUGAAGUGCAUUGUCACCAUCACAAACCUCUCUAAACAAUCUCAGAACAAUGUAGAUUGCCUUGCAUGGGCCAGUGUACAGAUAAUUUGUCAGUGCUCGGUGAGUGACACAAGAAUUAAUCUACCCUGCACUAGGAAACUUUCAUCAGAUGAAAUAUCGCCAUCCUCAUCAGAGACUUCAUUUGUUCCCAACAAAGGAGAGCAAGGAAUGACUGUGCUGUCCACAAAACCCAGAAUUUUGUUUUGUGAUUUAAAGCUAAGGCCAGGCGAAACUAGAUCAUUUGCAUUUGAAGAUGUAAUUCCUGCUGAUGCCCCACCUUCAUACAAAGGACAGGCUAUAAAGUACUCAUAUAAACUGAUCAUCGGAGCUCAGAAGUUAGAUCACCCCACCAAAUUACUCAGACUGCCCUUCAGAGUCCUUCUGCUGCAUGGAAUGAAUGAUGUGAGUGUGUAUACAGAUGGGGAGGAGGUACAGCCCAGUAAUCCAUUCCUAAAACAGGAGCAGAGUGAGAACAACCUGUUAGACAUCGCCAUGCAGGUCCUAGCCACCAUUACUGCCAGGAAAGCACCACAUUUCUACAACAUUACAAAUGCCAAAGGAAAAGUGGCAAAGUUCAUAUUGUUUAAACAAGCUUAUAAACUGGGAGAGGAUAUAAUUGGUGUGUUUGAUUUCUCAGAGGGCACCGUUCCAUGUGUUCAGUUUUCAGUGACAUUACAAAGUGAGGAGCAGAUUGCCGAAGAAUGUCGACGUAAAGCCAGCCAUGGCUCAACUUAUACCUCAUAUGUAAAACAUCAAGAUAUGUGUCUACACACCCAAAAGACCCACAUUAACAUCCCCAUCCCACUCUCUGCUACACCCGGAUUUAUGACAGAUAUAGUUUGUCUGAGAUGGCGACUCCAUUUUGAAUUUGUGACAUCAUGUGACCCGAUUCCUGAACUUGAGAGACCUGAAAGGCCAGACAUGAGUGCUGUUUGGUCUGGACCCUCGAACUUAAAUGUGGAGACAAUGAUUUGGGACCUGCCAGUAAAAAUCUAUCCAACAAACCCAUUACAUGCCUGUAGUUCAACACAGCUAAAGACAAAUGUAUCAGUUACACUUUGAGUGAUAUUCAGGAUAAAUCUAAUGCUGCUUAGUUUGUAUAGUCAUUGUACAACAUUGGUGGAAGACUCAUUGAAAUCUCUAGCCUCUCUGUAAUGGCACUAGGAGUUUCAACCAUCAGCACAGAGGAACUUUGAAAUGUCAUGGUCUCCAGUUUCCUAGUACCUGAGGGAUGGUGCAAAAAACAAUAUAAAUGAAUGUAAUCUUCAAAAAAAAAAAUCCUUCAACUGUUACAGUACUAAAAUCUUCAACAAGUGGUAAUUUAGCUGAAAAUACACUUGUUAUUUAAUUGCUUUGAAUUUUUGUCCAAUACAUUUAUAUAAGUCAUCAUAGUUGACUUCUAAGAAUAGGGUUGUGAACCUAAAGCAUCAUACAAUUCAACUGUUCAUGCAUGUACCUCAGCUUAUCUUUAAGAAAUAUACUGUUGAACUUUGGUAUCUUGAAACUCAAUAUCUUGCAUUUGAGAUGCCAACCACUAUUUUGCUCACUGUAGGAUGCUAUACUUCUAGCAUCCAUGUUGGCUUCAGUGUUUAAGUUUUAGGAGCAUUUCCAUAUCCAUGUAACGACAUGUAUAAGUCCUUCCUGGACCAAACUUAUAUGGAUGAUGCCUCUAAGGAUACUCGACAUUUUUUGAGAUGUGGCCAAGGUAAAGUUUGUGGGGCAGGCCCAUUCCCAAGUAUUUGUGACCAUUAGCUGUACCUGGACUAUAACUGCCUUGUUGAUGAAUUUAGAGAUGGACACUAUCAGACUUGUUUCAGAUGCUGGACCUGCCCUAUAUUUUCCAGAUAAAUGAUCAGAAAAAAAAUUAAGGAUUUUGAGUUUUUUGAACAGGUCUAUUCCCAAGGAUUUAUAAGUCCUUCCUGUACCAAACAGAUUUCCAUAAUCGCAUUUUAAAUUUCUUAAUUUUAAUGAAUGAAGUUCUGUAUGGAGACACAUGUCGCCACAAUACAGAAGCCUUUAAGUCAGUAUCGUAUAAAAUGUUUUAUUUGCAUGAUGAAUUUGUAGGUAGGUGGGGCAUCUAAAUUGUUAGACAAAUACAUGAAAUUGCCAAUUAAAAAUAUACA